CCAUAAUCAUCAAACAUUUUAAAUCAGUUUUUUUUACGGUUAUCUACCAUCUAUCAUCAUUCAUUGAUUGUUGGUGGCCACUAGUCAUAUAUGGAUUGAAGUCGAAAAACAACGAUAGAAAAUUUUAAAAUUUCACAUUUGCCGUAGUAGAAGAAUUCGUAUUUACCAUACAUUGUUGAUUUUCGGUCAUUUAAAGUAAUCAUCUGAACAUAAUGACAAACAAUAAAACCUGUGCACGUUGUCAAAAGACAGUUUAUCCAAUUGAAGAACUUAAAUGUUUGGAUAAGAUUUGGCAUAAAACUUGUUUCAAAUGUCAUGAAUGUGGUAUGAUAUUGAAUAUGAAAACCUACAAAGGUUUCAAUAAACUUCCAUAUUGUAAUGCCCAUUGUCCACAAGCACGUGCAACCACUGUUGCUGAAACACCGGAAUCAAAACGUUUGGCAGAGAAUACAAAAAUUCAAAGUAAUAUAAAAUAUCAUGAAGAUUUUGAAAAACAAAAAGGUAAACUAACACAAGUGGCUGAUGAUCCAGAAACAUUACGUAUACGUAAUACAACAAAAAUCAUUAAGAAUCAUAUGAUUCAGCAAAAGAAUCAAUCACACAUUAAUAAUAAUAAUCAUCAUCAUCAUCAUCAUCAACAACAACAGCAACAACAACAACGAAAUCAAACGAUGGCAACUGAUUUAAACAGUAAUAAAAAUUAUUAUCCAACAACCACAGCGUCCAAUAAUAAUAAUAAUAAUAUUGGUAAUCAAUUGCAGCCUGGUAAAUUGCCCAUCGGUUCUACUAUGCAGCAACAUAAACAGCUUAACCAAACACAAUCAGCCGCUGGAUAUUAUCAACAACAACAACAACCAAUUUCGAAUCCUAUGAUGAUCCAUCAUGUUACAUUUAUGGAUGGUGAUCUUAUUGUUAAUUGUCAACCAAUCGAUGAUGGUUGGAUGACAGGUACAGUUCAACGUACAGGUGAAACUGGAAUGUUACCAUCAAAUUAUGUUGAAGCAGCAUAAACAAAAAAAACAAUGAAAACUUGAAAUCUUUCUAAUAUAUAUUAUUCACAAAUUUCUAUCAGCAUUUCAAUGACAAUCAUCUUUUUUUUCUACACAACUACCAAUAAUGAUGGACCAGCGUUUGAAUUCAUCAGUCCUUUAAUUCUAAAUUUUUUACCUUAUAUUUCUACUAAUCUUUCUCUCUCUCUCUUUCACAUCUUAAGUGCCAGUUUUCUUUAUUUAUUCUAUUUCAUGUACUACAUCUUUUUUUUUGUACUUUUGUAUCAAUAGUUAAUAUUAGCAUUUUUCAAACAUAAAAAAUGGUUUUUUUUCAAUAAUGAAUCGAUUAAAUGAUUUAUA
This is a messenger RNA of Dermatophagoides farinae (American house dust mite), 1349 nucleotides long. The record is from RefSeq and is a predicted model, not a curated record. Lineage: Eukaryota; Metazoa; Arthropoda; Arachnida; Sarcoptiformes; Pyroglyphidae.